Molecule: messenger RNA, 1095 nt
Organism: Colletotrichum spaethianum
Lineage: Eukaryota; Fungi; Ascomycota; Sordariomycetes; Glomerellales; Glomerellaceae
Product: transcription initiation factor TFIID subunit 11
Exons: 4
Coding region: 1-1095 (364 amino acids)
Biological process (GO): transcription by RNA polymerase II; transcription initiation at RNA polymerase II promoter
Cellular component (GO): transcription factor TFIIF complex
Source: RefSeq, a predicted model, not a curated record
AUGGCAGACUCGACGUACGUCAAACCGGAGCCAUACAUCAAGCCGGACCCUGAAGCUGUGACGGCCUCUCCCCUCGACGACGACGACCUUUACGAAGAUGCUGGCGAUCUCGAGUUUUUCGACCAGUACAGCGACCAAGGCUCCUUCGGUCAAGCAUACUUAGCCCGAGUCCCCAAGGACUUGUGGGAAGCAUGGGAUAGCCUACCAGAUGACGCCGAGAUCGAGGUUGGUACGAUGCGACAGUGGGACGUUGUGCGCCCAGAUGGCAGCGUCGAGCACCGCUUCAAGAUGCUACUCAACUCCGACCGAGCCGAACAUCAAUUGAUGCCCAAGGAGUACGACUUGGAGAUGGGCAAGGAGCUUGCGCGCAGCACAUUCGUCUUUACUGAAGAGGAUCUGCCUGGCUUCAAGGCAAAAUCUAAGGCAAGAACCGAUGCGGCCAAUGCUGGUAUCCCGGCCCGGUUUCUACGGCCCAAGACAGACAAAGUGGAGAAGAAACCGUUCGAGAAGGGUCGUCGUUGGCAGCCAUACUACCGCAAGGCGAUUCCCAAGAAAACGAAGAUCGCUGCUAGGAUUCAGUACGAGUUAGCUUGUAAGCCUGUAGACAACGCCGAGAGUCAAGCAAUCCUGCAGCGGAAGCAAGUUGAGGCCCAGAGGCCGAAGCAUACUCUUCAGAUCAUGGAGCAGCGUGCAGCUAACAGCAUCAUUCACCAUGGUUCUGCUGCUGCUGUGGAGAAGUUUGGCUCCUUCAUCAAAACAUCUGCUCCCACAAAGGCUACAAAGCCCAAGAAGGCCGAGAACAGAGCUGCCCGUAUGUCGGAGGAACAGCUUCUCGACGGGCUCAUGGAGGCUUUCAGAAAGUACGAGUACUGGAAAAUGUCCAUUCUCAAAGCUAGGUUCGACCAGCCUGAGGCUUUCUUGCGCCAGACUCUGGAGAAGAUUGCGGUACUCAACCGAUCUGGCAUCCAUGCCAACGAGUGGUCGUUACAGGAGCAUCUGAAGAGCAUGGCCUCCGGCGCGAAUAGCGAGACCGCCCCAGAGGAAGCCGCCGCCGAAGACGACGAUGACGAAGUAGUGAUGGAGGAUGUUGUAUAA